GGAGGAGGAGGCGCGCGGCGUCCGUGCCAAUGGGCGCGCGCUAUCUAAUUAAACCCCUACCACGUAAUCCCGGCCGCACCAUCCCCCCCGUUUAAAUCCACUCCACCGGCGCCGCCGCUCCGACUCUCCGCCGCGCUCCGUCCCUGCCUCCGGAGGAGAGCAGCUCCAUCCCGCCGCCUGCGCGCCAGCAUGCUCUGCGGGCUCCGGCCGCUCUGACUCCGCGCUGAGAUCCAGAUCCGUCCCGCGGGGUUUGUGACCCGGAGCGAGCCGAGCCGCAGCGCAUCCGCUACAACGGGUGUGACGAGAGCCUUGGCUCGGGCUGAGAACAUCAUUGUUGUCGAGGAAACCGUGACGCCGUCCCACCACCAUGGGGAAACAGAACAGCAAGCUACGGCCAGAGAUGCUGCAGGACCUCCGGGAGAACACCGAGUUCUCCGACCACGAGCUGCAGGAGUGGUACAAGGGCUUCCUGAAGGAUUGUCCCAGUGGAACCUUGAAUGUGGAGGAGUUCAAGAAAAUAUACGCCAAUUUCUUCCCAUACGGAGAUGCCUCCAAGUUUGCAGAGCACGUCUUCCGAACUUUUGAUACCAACGGCGACGGGACGAUAGACUUCCGGGAGUUCAUCAUCGCCUUGAGCGUGACGUCACGCGGGAAGCUGGAGCAGAAGCUGAAAUGGGCCUUCAGCAUGUAUGACCUGGAUGGAAACGGGUACAUCAGCCGUGAGGAGAUGCUGGAGAUCGUACAGGCUAUCUACAAAAUGGUGUCAUCCGUGAUGAAGAUGCCAGAGGAUGAAUCCACGCCAGAGAAGAGGACAGAUAAGAUCUUCAGGCAAAUGGAUCUGAAUAAUGAUGGCAAGUUAUCCCUCGAAGAGUUUAUCAAAGGUGCCAAAAGUGACCCGUCCAUCGUCCGGCUACUCCAGUGCGACCCCAGCUCGGCCUCCCAGUUCUGAGCCCGCCCCUUCACUUUAUCUCCGUGAUGCUACUAAGUCACUCAAAUCAAUGCAUGAUGGUUCACAUCUCUCAUCUACUUUCUUCUUGUAGUUUUGUGGAGGCUCUAACAAGAGUGAGGAAGAAGUUUUGCUUUUAUAAAUGGACGUCCACGCACUUCUGGGACAUGUGUGUCCUCGUGUCAUGAAGGUCGGAUGUUUCCUCUGCUGGAUGGGGACGUCUGCAGCUCUCCUCCAGCUCACAUGUAUAUCCUGUACAUACUGUAGGUCUGCGUGCACCCCAACAUGAAGUUUCACUCCUCCUCAUUUCUCUGGCAUUCAAAAGCAGUAUUAUGUAGCUUCCUGGUCGGAUACGAAUGUGAGGGCGGGGCGAAGGUGGGGGCGGGGCUUCUGUGGGAUUUUACUGCUGUAUGAACUUUUUGCUGAGAAAAAGAGGGCCGAAGAUCCUUUCAGGUUUUUUAAACUGCUGGUGUUUUCUUUUUCUUCACAAACUGUUUUUCUUUGUUGUACAUAUGAUUUAUUUAUUGAUUUUCAUUCUUAUUGUUGUGAUUUUUACAUCGUCAUUGGAGAUGACCAUAUUCCAGUUUACAUUACCGAGAGAGAGAAGAACUCCAAGAUGAAGGAUUUCCAGAAGAUGAAGGACUGAUCAGCAACACCAGUCAUGGGUUUAGACCAGAGGUCUGCAACCUGCAGCUCCAGAUCCUAAUGUGGAUCUUUGAUCUCUCCAUGGUGGAUCCUCGGACAAACAUAAAAUAAUUCAUGGAGACUGCUGACCCAGACAUGUCGACCGUCAGA
Oryzias melastigma (Indian medaka) is the source of this 1741-nucleotide messenger RNA. Its product is annotated as hippocalcin-like protein 1. Gene Ontology annotation, molecular function: calcium ion binding. The record is from RefSeq and is a predicted model, not a curated record. Bases 368 to 949 code for a protein of 193 amino acids. Lineage: Eukaryota; Metazoa; Chordata; Actinopteri; Beloniformes; Adrianichthyidae. The transcript is spliced from 5 exons.